CCUUACCCCGCCCCAUGUGGGUCGAGGGAGGGAGACACAGGCUGAGCUGAUCCCACGUGUGACGCUUGCAUUCCCGGCUCAGUAAAAUUCUCUUUAGCGUGCUUCGGUGUAGCGUUGUGCCGCCUGUCUUCGUUAGUUACUGGCUAUAGUUGGGUUAGCUAUGGAGGGAGACGGGAGCCAAGCCACAUCUGGAGGAAGCCCUAAUGAUUCGCAACACGACCCGGGUAAAAUGUUUAUCGGUGGUCUCAGCUGGCAAACUUCACCAGACAGCCUUAGAGACUAUUUUACUAAAUUUGGGGAAAUCAGAGAAUGUAUGGUGAUGAGAGAUCCAACGACAAAACGCUCCAGGGGCUUUGGAUUCGUUACUUACGUAGAUGCUGCCAGUGUAGAUAACGUCUUAGCUCAGCCACAUCACGAAUUAGACUCAAAAACGAUCGAUCCUAAAGUUGCCUUCCCUAGACGUGCUCAACCCAAGAUGGUCACAAGAACAAAGAAAGUAUUCGUAGGAGGAUUAUCAGCGAACACAGUAGUUGAAGAUGUGAAGCUGUAUUUUGAACAGUUUGGCAAGGUAGAGGACGCCAUGCUUAUGUUUGACAAAACGACUAACAGACACAGAGGUUUCGGCUUUGUAACUUUUGAGGUUGAGGACGUUGUGGAGAAAGUAUGCGAGAUCCACUUUCAUGAAAUCAAUAAUAAAAUGGUAGAAUGCAAGAAGGCCCAGCCCAAGGAGGUGAUGUUCCCGCCAGGUACACGAGGCAGGGCCAGGGGCUUGCCCUACACCAUGGAUGCCUUCAUGCUGGGGAUGGGCAUGCUGAGUUACCCAAACAUUGUAGCAACGUACGGCCGUGGAUACACUGGUUUUGCCCCGAGUUACAGCUACCAAUUCCCUGGCUUCCCAGCGACGGCGUAUGGACCGGUGGCAGCAGUGGCAGCAGCGGCAGUGCGUGGCUCAGGUAGGGGGGCCCGUGGAAGAGGUGGCUACAUGGCAUACCAGCAGAACGCAGGGGCAGGGUUCCCAGAUUAUGGGUUCUAUUCCGGGGCCGGGCCCAGUGACCUGCGGGGCCCCCCCUGCUCCUUUGCCGACUAUGGCUCCCUGGGGCCCCAGGCUGCUCAGAUGCUGCAGCACAGUGAGCAUCAUGCCACCUCCGCCUGCAACUCCCCCUCCAGCACCACCUGCAGCACAGCCCGGACCCCUUUAAGAGCCCAGGCACCAACCAGGCCCGGCCCGGAGCCUUCCCUGGCACCAACAGUCCCGGGCCAGUGGCUGACCUCUAUGGCACUACAAGCCAGGACUCCGGCGUGGGCAACUACAUUAGUGCUGCUAGCCCCCAGCCUGGCUCUGGCUUCGGCCACAGCAUUGCUCAGAGUAUUUCAGGAGGCCCGGGGAAGACCGGGCGGAGUUUUUAACUGGCUAUGUGAACAGGUGAUGCCAUCCAACGCCAAGCACUACAGCAUCAACCCACAGGAGGAGAGUGGAGGUGGCACCACGUGAAGAAGAACUGAAGAAAAUGUCAAAAUCAUCUCAGAAAAAGAAACUACAAUCUGCUGUACUAUAAUCCAAACCUGGUGUUCACAUCCAUAAUAUCCAACUGUAACCCAGUAACUUUGUGUAGGAUUUUAGUUGUUUUUACCUUUGAAUGUUCCUUAUUUUAAAUCGAUUUAGUUUAUUUUCUUUCUUUUCGACGUAGUCUUCAAAUUAAUAAGGAAGAUUCAUUAUAUUUUUUACUUAGGAUCAAAAAUACACAAAUAUUGGAUACUAUCUUAAAUGAGUAACUAUUUAUGUAAACCAUUUAUUUAAAAAAAUAGAUUGCUAUGUUGCUAUGGUUGUUUGUUUUCAUCCUUGGUAAUGGAAACCAUUUCAGGUGUCAGUUUGCACAUACAGUGCAUUCAGAAAGUAUUCAGUCCACUUCACAUUUUGUUACGUUACAGCCUUAUUCUAAAAUGUAU
Molecule: messenger RNA, 1947 nt
Organism: Oncorhynchus tshawytscha (Chinook salmon)
Lineage: Eukaryota; Metazoa; Chordata; Actinopteri; Salmoniformes; Salmonidae
Product: RNA-binding protein Musashi homolog 2
Exons: 14
Coding region: 161-1492 (443 amino acids)
Cellular component (GO): cytoplasm
Molecular function (GO): RNA binding
Source: RefSeq, a predicted model, not a curated record